Ictalurus furcatus (blue catfish) is the source of this 2757-nucleotide messenger RNA. RefSeq names its product potassium voltage-gated channel, subfamily H (eag-related), member 2a (gene kcnh2a). Lineage: Eukaryota; Metazoa; Chordata; Actinopteri; Siluriformes; Ictaluridae. Gene Ontology annotation, biological process: regulation of ventricular cardiac muscle cell membrane repolarization; potassium ion transmembrane transport; membrane repolarization during action potential. The record is from RefSeq and is a predicted model, not a curated record. Bases 91 to 2706 code for a protein of 871 amino acids. Gene Ontology annotation, cellular component: membrane. Gene Ontology annotation, molecular function: inward rectifier potassium channel activity. The transcript is spliced from 10 exons.
UGAAGAAAAACUGAUCAGACCCACUUCUCAUUCUUGAAGCUGGAAUAAAUCCGACAACCUCAGGUCAAGGAGUUGAAUUUAAGGAGCAUCAUGCCAGUACGGAGGGGACACGUCGCGCCUCAGAACACCUUCCUGGACACCAUCAUCCGAAAAUUUGAGGGCCAAAAUCGUAAGUUCAUCAUAGCCAAUGCACGAGUAGAGAACUGCGCCAUCAUCUUCUGCAAUGACGGAUUCUGCCACAUGUGUGGCUACACACGUGCUGAGGUGAUGCAGAAGUCAUGUACCUGCAGCUUCCUGUAUGGGCCUCACACAGGCAGGUCUGCUGUGGCCCAGAUGGCUAAAGCAUUGAUAGGCUCAGAGGAGAGGAAGGUGGAGAUCUCCCUCUAUAGGAAAGAUGGAGUGUGUUUCCUGUGCUUGGUGGAUGUUGUUCCAGUCAAGAAUGAGGAUGGACUGGUCAUCAUGUUCAUCCUGAAUUUUGAGCUGGCAGACCAGAAGAAAAGCACUGCUGACAGUUCACCACUGAAAGAGCACAACCACAGAUUCACAAUUCCAUGGCUUUCUAAAGCUUGUAAACCCAGGUUCAGGCUGCCCCGGCCUUUGUUUAACUCUCUGAGCAGCAGCAAGUCGUCUCUGCCUGAUGAUGCUGAGUUGGGUCACAUGCACAAGAUGCCUCACAUGGGCCAUGAGUCAGUGGCCUUGGACAAACUUUUAUCCUUGCCAGAACGUUCGGCACUAGGUCGGCUUCCAUUGCUCUUGUGGGAUGAUGAACCCCCUUUAGAUCCUCACUGUGAGCUUCAGUCUUCACCACCAUCCCAACCCUCAUUCCAUGGUUUUUUGCAGUCCUCCCCAUGGCUAGACUGCCCAAAGAAUUCGCCCUCCAACUGCAGCAUGUCCCACAGCCGCUCAUGUGAAAGCCUUUGUAGCACACGUCAAUUGCCCUCUACCAGUGUCUGCACAUGGGACAGGAAGCUUCCCAUCAGACCCAACAGCAUGGGUGCCAUGCAUUGUAAAGCCAGUUUGCCUAACUCAACAUCAGAUUCGGACCUGGUACGGUUCCGCAUGGUCAAUACGAGUCCUCUAGCAUCACACAAAUUAAUCGAAUUCAAACCAGAUCCCUUGGUGACUCUCCCUUCCAGUGAGAUUGAUAUAAUUGCACCUUGCAAGCUGAUUGAUCGUACCCACAAUGUGACUGAGAAAGUCACUCAGGUACUGUCUCUGAGUGAUGAUGUCCUCCCUGAGUACAAGCUUCAGGCUCCCCGCAUUCACAAUUGGACCAUCCUGCACUACAGUCCCUUCAAGGCUGUAUGGGACUGGGUUAUUCUGUUACUGGUUAUCUACACGGCCAUCUUCACACCAUACUCAGCAGCCUUCCUGCUAAGUGAUGAGGAGGAGGCUGCCAGGCAGCGCUGUGGAUACUCCUGCAGUCCUCUCAAUGUGGUGGAUCUCAUUGUAGAUAUAAUGUUUGUUAUUGAUAUUAUCAUUAACUUUCGCACAACUUAUGUCAAUACCAAUGACGAGGUGGUCAGCCAGCCCGGCCGCAUCGCUGUGCACUACUUUAAAGGCUGGUUCCUCAUUGACUUGGUGGCUGCAAUUCCAUUUGACCUGCUUAUCUACCGCUCUGGAGAGGAGACAACCACUCUGAUUGGUCUGCUGAAAACAGCUCGGCUGCUGCGAUUAGUACGUGUGGCACGUAAACUGGACCGGUAUUCAGAGUAUGGAGCAGCAGUGCUGUUCCUGCUCAUGUGCACCUUUGCAUUAAUUGCACACUGGCUGGCAUGUAUCUGGUAUGCUAUAGGGAACGUGGAGAGAAGUGGUUCAUCUCGAAUCGGCUGGCUACACUCACUGGGAGAACAGCUUGGCAAGCCUUAUAAUGAGACAAUUCCAGCCUCUGGACCAACCAUUAAAGACAAGUAUGUCACUGCGCUUUACUUCACCUUCAGCAGUCUGACCAGUGUGGGCUUUGGGAAUGUCUCACCAAACACCAACUCUGAGAAGAUCUUCUCAAUUUGUGUUAUGCUCAUUGGUGCAUUGAUGUAUGCCAGUAUCUUUGGGAAUGUGUCAGCUAUUAUCCAGAGACUUUACUCUGGAACUGCUCGCUACCACACCCAGAUGCUACGGGUGCGAGAGUUCAUUCGCUUCCACCAGAUCCCCAAUCCACUAAGGCAGCGACUAGAAGAGUAUUUCCAACAUGCUUGGUCCUACACCAAUGGCAUUGAUAUGAAUGCUGUGCUUAAGGGAUUUCCUGAAUGCUUGCAGGCAGACAUUUGUCUGCAUCUGAACCGCACUCUGCUACAGAACUGCAAAGCUUUCAAAGGCUCCACCAAAGGCUGCUUACGUGCCCUAGCCAUGAAAUUUAAGACAACCCAUGCCCCACCAGGAGACACUUUGGUCCAUGCAGGCGAUGUCAUUUCAGCCCUCUACUUUAUCUCCCGAGGCUCCAUUGAAAUCCUGAGGAGAGAUGUGGUAGUAGCCAUCCUGGGAAAGAAUGAUGUAUUUGGGGAACCCAUUAAUUUGUACACAAAGCCUGGGAAGUCGUGCGCUGAUGUAAGAGCACUGACCUAUUGCGAUCUGCACAAAAUACAGAGGGAGGAUGUUCUGGAGGUGCUGGACAUGUAUCCAGAAUUCUCUGAUUACUUCUGGAGCAACCUGGAGAUCACCUUCAGCCUUAGAGAUGUAGGUACCGAUGCUGAAAAAAUAAAGAAAUAGCCACUGUUGGAACUUGUUCCCAAAAAAUCCCCAAUGCAUUUGUUUAAUAAU